Molecule: messenger RNA, 1502 nt
Organism: Magnolia sinica
Lineage: Eukaryota; Viridiplantae; Streptophyta; Magnoliopsida; Magnoliales; Magnoliaceae
Product: non-functional NADPH-dependent codeinone reductase 2-like
Exons: 4
Coding region: 70-1251 (393 amino acids)
Cellular component (GO): cytosol
Molecular function (GO): aldose reductase (NADPH) activity
Source: RefSeq, a predicted model, not a curated record
AAAAAGAAAAAAAAAAGAAAAAAAAAAAGGAGAAGAAGAAGAAGAAGAAGAAAGAACAAGAAACAAAACAUGGCUGGUAAAGAAACCAACGGUGUGGCCCUUGCAAUCAACUUCCCACCACAAACUGAGAAGGAGACAGGGAGUAUCAAAGCCGUCCAAUCGCUGGGUGGACCCACUUUGGCGAAGGAAGUAGUGAUUCAUGAGAAAGUUGAAGCAGCGGUCCCUGCCAAGGAAGAAAAAUGUGACACCCAACUCGAAGGCGUGGCUGUGCUGGUGAAAGAAGAGAAGGAUGAUAGGUUCGGCAACCAACCGACUGUUACACUGAAUUCCGGUAGGAAGAUGCCGUUACUGGGGACGGGAACAGCUUGCUUCCCUUUACCGCCUAUCGAAGAUCUAAAGAAGGCGAUUCUUGAUGCUAUGGAAGUCGGGUACCGUCAUUUCGACUCUGCGGCCUCCUAUCAGAGUGAAGAAGGGCUGGGAGUGGCAAUAGCUGAGGCCCUCGAGAAGGGACUCAUCAAGAGCCGAGAUGAGCUCUUCAUCACCACUAAGCUAUGGUGCAACAAUGCAUGCCCGGAGCGUGUGCUCCCGGCUAUCCGUGAAUCGCUCAGGAAGCUAAGGUUGGAGUAUGUGGACUUGUAUUUGAUUCAUUUCCCAGCGAGAUUUAAGGAAGAGAUAUUGGAAAUGCCAUGUGUGAAGGAUGACAUGCUCCCAUUUGAUAUGAAAUCCACAUGGGAAGCCAUGGAAGAGGUCAAUAAGCUGGGCCUUGCAAAGUCCAUUGGAGUCAGCAACCUCACUUGUAAGAAGCUUACAGAUUUACUGGCCCAUGCUAAGAUCCCACCCGCCGUCAAUCAGGUUGAGAUGCACCCAGUUUGGCAGCAGAAGAAACUGAGGGACUUUUAUGCAGAAAAGGGCAUCCAUGUAAGUGCCUACUCACCUCUAGGAGCCAAAGAGUGGGGCUUUGAUGUCGUUCUUGGCAAUGCAUUGCUCAUUGACAUUGCCCGUGCCAAAGGAAAAAGUGUUGCCCAGAUUGCAUUGAGAUGGGGAUUCCAGCAAGGUGUCAGUUUGAUUCCCAAGAGCUUCAACAAGGGGAGACUCAAACAGAACUUCGCGAUAUUGGACUGGCAGCUAACUGAGGAAGAGCUACAGCAGAUAGGAACAAUCCCACAGAAGAGGAUUAUGAUUACACCGGAGUUCAUAUUCCCGGAUGGCAUAUUCAAGUCACCUGAAGAGCUCUGGGAUGGAGAGAUGUGAGAUCUUCACUUGGGUUCUCUACAUAGUCUAGUUGGACCACAAUAAACCGAAAUAAGCAGCCUUAUUAAGAAAAUGCAUGCCCAAUUCCUGAAGUGGCUGUAUAGUUUUAGUGUGUUUGUGCGGACUCGUCUUCCACACUUUAAUGGGUCUUGCUUGUAUUGCCUUUUUCAUUGUAUGGGUGAGUUCUUCAAUCUCCUCAUUGUAAGAGAGAAUCAAGUGUUGUAUUAGUAAUGGGUGCCCACUCUUUCUUC